Olea europaea var. sylvestris is the source of this 1107-nucleotide messenger RNA. Its product is annotated as probable strigolactone esterase DAD2. NCBI's taxonomy places the organism in Eukaryota, Viridiplantae, Streptophyta, Magnoliopsida, Lamiales, Oleaceae. The record is from RefSeq and is a predicted model, not a curated record. The transcript has 2 exons. The coding region runs from base 135 to 935 and encodes 266 amino acids.
UUAAAUUAUGUGAACCCCCAAGCCACCCACCCCCCGCAAACAUUAUUUAGUGCAAACAGUGGCUGUGGCUCAUUCUUGUGAAGUCACAACAGCCACUCAUUCAACUAAUCUUAAACCAUAUUCUUUGUCAAAACAUGGGACAAAGCGUGCUAAGAGCUUUGAACGUGCGAGUGGUGGGCUCUGGUGAGAAUAUCCUCGUCUUAGCCCAUGGCUUAGGCACUGAUCAAUCCGCAUGGCAGCGCAUUCUGCCGUUUUUCUUGCACGAUUAUCGUAUCGUGCUCUAUGACCUCGUCUGUGCCGGCAGUGUUAACCCUGAUUUCUUUGAUUUCCGCCGUUACACCUCCCUCGACGCGCACGUCGAUGACCUCCUCAACAUACUUGACGCGCUUGAGAUCAACCAGUGCGCCCAUGUCGGCCACUCCGUCUCGGCCAUGAUCGGGAUUCUUGCCGCCAUUAAACGCCCUGAGCUCUUCACUAAGCUUAUCCUUAUCGGUGCCACUCCAAGGUUCUUGAAUGAUAAAGACUACCACGGCGGAUUCGAACACGAAGAAAUUGAGGAAGUGUUCUCCGCAAUGGAGGCUAAUUACGAAGCGUGGGUCAACGGUUUUGCUCCGCUGGCGGUGGGGGCGGAUGUUCCGGCGGCCGUCCAAGAAUUCAGCCGCACUUUGUUCAAUAUGAGGCCAGACAUAACGCUGUUCGUCGCUCGCACAGUAUUUAAUAGUGAUCUGAGGGGAGUACUAGGCCUAGUAAAAGUGCCAUGUUCGAUAAUUCAGACCACCAGGGAUGCUUCUGUCCCGACAUCGGUGGCGACGUACCUAAAGAGCCACCUCGGAGGGCGGAGCACGGUGCAUAUGUUGAACGUGGAGGGGCAUUUGCCACACCUGAGUGCACCAACUUUGUUGGCUCGUGAACUCCGGCGAGCUCUAGCCCGGUGAUGUGAAGUUGGUCCAAUAGUUGUAUUGCAACGCAUGGGAAUAUAUGUAAACGUGGCGAAUAUGCUUUGGACAUGAAUCAUAUCUAGCGUUUGGGUUUAUCUGAUUUUUGCAGAAAAGGAAUAAGAAUCUUCACGUGACUUUCACGUGUUGCGUCCCCCUUUUUCUGGUUUUA